CGGAUUUCAGGGUGAAACUUUUCUACGAGCGUCCUCCGGUUUGCUUGUUGUCCAGAAAAGCUGAAAAGACUCGCGCAGUCCAGCCAGGAGACACCAAAUUGUCGUGGAAAUUAGACAACACUCACAGACUCGUCCUCUGAAGCGAGAAGCCUGUGUCACUGAUGCCAGAUGCUGAUCACCUAUGGCUGUGCUCAGUCCGUGCGUGAGCACUUUGAUGAGUGCGGCAGGAGAGCAGGCCGACAUACUGUCGGUGGGGAACAUGGUCCGGGACCGCUGGAGGGUGAUUAAGAAGAUCGGUGGCGGAGGCUUUGGGGAGAUCUAUGAAGUCCUGGACCAGCUGAACCAUUGUAACGUGGCUCUUAAAGUGGAGUCGGCUCAGCAACCCAAACAGGUCUUAAAGAUGGAGGUGGCCGUUCUCAAGAGGCUCCAGGGUAAGGACCAUGUCUGCCGCUUCGUCGGUUGUGGGCGUAACGAUCGAUUCAACUACGUGGUGAUGGAGCUUCAGGGAAGGAACUUGGCCGACCUCCGGCGCACUAUGAGCCACGGUAUGUUCUCGGUGUCCACCACGCUCAGGCUCGGCCGACAGAUUCUGGAGGCUAUCGAGAGCAUCCACUCGGUGGGCUUCCUGCACAGAGACAUCAAACCGUCCAACUUUGCCAUGGGUCGACUGACGAGUACAUGCCGAACCUGCUACAUGCUCGACUUCGGUUUGGCGCGCCAGUUUACAAACUCCUGCCAAGAAGUCCGUCCGCCUCGUCCAGUGGCAGGAUUCAGGGGAACUGUUCGCUAUGCCUCGAUCAACGCUCACAAGAACAAGGAAAUGGGUCGGCAUGAUGACCUGUGGUCUCUCUUUUACAUGCUAGUGGAGUUCAUGGUGGGCCAGCUUCCCUGGAGAAAAGUCAAGGACAAAGAGCAAGUAGGGAACCUGAAGGAGACCUACGACCAUCGCCUCAUGCUUAAACACCUCCCUGUAGAGUUUAGCGUUUUUCUCGACCACAUCUCAGGCCUCGACUACUACACCAAACCUGACUAUCAGCUCCUGACGUCGGUGUUUGAGAACAGCAUGAAGACGUAUAACGUUAUGGAGAACGACCCGUAUGACUGGGAGAGGAGCGACUCGGAGGGCUCCCUUACAGUCUCAGCUCUAGCGACCACGGGCCAGCAGCUGACUCGUCUCACACCAGCGUACUUGGGCAUGGCCAACGCAUCUGCGAUACCGGGCGACAUGCAGCGUGAGAACACGGAGGACGUCCUUCAGGGCGAGCGGCUCAGCGAAGCAGACAAUUGCUCGCCGAUCCCGGCUCAGCACGCUCAGGGAGCUGACGUAUGGGAGGAGAUGGAACGUAGCAGAGAACGCAACCGCAAUCACAUCCAACCACAGAUUAGAAAGGUGGCCAGCGAAGAUGAGAGGAGUAAAGAGGGCAAUCAGAGCCCCAACAGCGGCUCUGCGCAGGGCUCUCCGAGGCGGGUGCACUCCGAGACCUUACUCAUCGACCGCAUGGCGCCGCUCCUGAGGAGGAUGCGUCACAGCCACAGCAUGGGCUUGGACAAGAGACUGACUCCUGAACCCAAACCUACCAUUGAACGCUUCCUGGAAGCCUACUUAGGAAAGCAGCGACCAGUCCUACCUCAGGAGAGGAUCGGGUGUCGUCCCGAGCAGGGCUCUCUGGAGGAUGAAGAGGGGGCAGCCAGCAGUGGCUAUGUAGCAGUGAACCUCAGCCCGGUCCCGCAGGAGGGCGACUCUCAGGAGUGGGUGCUGGUGGAGCUGGAAGGUGGAAGCGGAUCAGCGUGCUCUAAGCCCGAGGAGGAGGAGCGCUCCACCAGUCCCCUGGCUCUGCCUCGCACCUGGUCCGACCCUCUGCCCCAGCGAGCCAGCACCCUCAGCGGCUCCGGAGAACUCCAUACUGCCCUCUGUCACACCGGCCCUCCGUUUACCCACCUUCCUGGAUUGCCAGGUCUGACAGGGUUUUCUGGCAUCACAGGGCUGAGGAGGCUGCCUACUAUACAGCCAGCAUCGAUGGCUCACAUUAAUAGAAGUCAGUUAGAGCAGUUAUCCAGCACUUUACCACAAUCCAUCCAUCUUCAGCAAAAGGGUGAAAGCGAUCCGGUUCAGGACUCUCCGACACUCGCUGCUGAAGACGACCCCAGUCAACCUCCGGGGAAUUCACCACCCAAAACCUCCUCGCGGCCUCCUGCCCCAGUGAACGAGCAGCUGAGCUCCGUCAAACCGACCGAGAAAGACGUGGAGAGUGACUCGGGUUGUCCCGACGUCGGUCCUUCUACGACUCCGAACCAGGGCGAGACCACUGGGGACACGGUCGAUGCAGGCCCCGUCUCCCCUGUCCCGGCUUCUCCUCGGGAAUUGUCCCCGCGGGCCAGCCGUAUUCCUGUCCGUGACCCAGACUCCCCCACCAGGAAGAAUUUUGCCCCGCUCUCACCAUCCCUCUCUUUAUCCUGCGAGCACUUCCCGUCAGCCCUGCUUCGUGACAAGUUCUCCUUCCCCUCCGAGCGAGGUUCUCGUGCAUCCGACUUCCAGGGAGAUGACCUGCUCUCGCUCUCCUCCUCCUCAAGCCCGCUGUCCAGCAGGAGCAAGAUCCCAAGGCCCAUAAGUCCAACACUAGUUCCAGACCAGUUCUCUGCUCGCUUCAUGCCACGCCCACCUCCAGGAAAACCUCCUCUCCGCCCAGGGGGAGAAAACAGGCGCAGACGUUACCGUAUCCGGGCCAGCAGCACUAGUGAUACGGAUCUCCUUGACAACCUCACCCAGCUGAUGCAAGAGCGAGGAGGCGUGGCUGUAUCCCGCUACCAACGUACCGCUUCCUCCAUACAGCGCUCGUUAAGCUCGUCCCCUUCUCGCUUCGAGGGAUGUCACAGCCAAGCCCCGCUCACCCUUUUAGGCUCCCCGCCGCCUCGGAUGUGCGAUGUACGAGUCAAACGUAGCGCCGGUUAUGGCGCUGGAGGAAGAGCAGGAAGCCCUGAGAGCAAAACCACUACCAAGGUGAACAAAUAAAAGAUUAAAGGUGAAGAAGUGACUGUUCUGGUGGACCACUGAUUACUUUAUGAUGAUUCAUGGAUUUGAAAGGAUUCAUUUGGUUACAAGCAGCUUUUAAAGUGGUAAUAAUGAGGGUGUGGGCAGGGGCGUAACCUGGCCUGGGCAUUCGGGGCUGUAUCCACGAAGAUUUUUUUUUUUUCUUUAUCCCUGAAUAAUUCUCCACUUGGAGCGGUUUGUCACUACGUAACUGAACGUCAGUAAAAGAAGACGUCCUGAAGACGUUUAUAUCUUCAGUGAACGGAGGCGAGACCAAUCAGACAGGGUUUACAGGAAAAUACGUGGAAAUACUCGCGUCCUAUUGGCUGACGGGUCUCAAUUCUGCCACACGCUAGCUCACACAGUCAGACCACGAUUUUUAAAAAUAUCGAUUUAUUUAUUUAUUUAAACCAGUAAAGGAGUUUAAACUGAAACACUAACGUCCUCUGAUGCUGAGCAGGAAAACGAGUGUAAACGUCUGUAUGAGAUCCAGUUUACGUGAACAUGAUACGAGCAGAGCAUAAGGAAAGAUAAUGUUCUCUACAUGGCUCUGUAGCAGCUAAACCCGUACAGUGAUCGCUUAGCUGCGCCUCGCCUUGGCUAGCGACUCCAAACUAGCCUAGUUAGAAAAAUUUUAUAUUUUAUCGCUCUGGUCGUCCUACAAACAGCAACAACACCCGAGGUUUUAUGAUAAAUCCAACUUUUUUCCGAUCAUGUCAUACAUUGACAGCAGACUGACCUCAGCGUCCAUAAAACAAAACUCUAGGCUACUAGCCGAGCGUGAAAAAAUGCAUGGAGACAGUCUAUUUAGAAAAACGUUUUUAAACUCUUUUUUUUUAUUUAUUUUUUUUAAUUGUGAAGAAUCUAGGCUCAGCCCCGGAUGAUUAACAGUCCAGCUAACGCCCCUGAGUGUGUGUGUGUGUGUGGGGGGGAGGGGGGGACAAAGUCUAAUAUAGACUUUGUCUAUUUCAGUAAAGUGAAGUGGGGAACGAAAAAAAUUCAAAUGGGAAAACAAAAAAAUUGAAGCCAACAGUGUUGGUUGAGAUUACUUGAAAGCAUUGUAUAUAAGCCAUUUUGUCAUACCUCCGACAUUCCCAUACCGCGCUCCAUUUCUCCAUAAUCCAUAUUGCUCAUUAAUUCAUUGGUGUGUUUGUUCCAUUUAAAUCUUCCAUGUGUCGUGUACCCUCCUGUGGAAACGUCCAAGCACGCCAAGGAUUUUUUUACAAACUCCCGAGACUCCGUCAUCGUCAUAAAGCCUUCUCGCCGUGCAUCACGAUCAACCUAGCGUACGGUCAGUUCACGGCUCGCUCCUGCAUCUCGCCGCCAUUUUUACGUGGAUUAAAUUAGACCGGGCAAAAACGACAUGUUUGGUGUCUGAAGUUUGCUUCUUUCAUUGUGCGCUGGAGCAACAAGUCUAAAUGACGUCUAUAGCUACCAGUUUAGCAUUGUGCAGUAGCAUCUCUAUUAGUAGCUAAUUCAUCACACACUCGUCUCGGCAAGGUCACACCAGAGAAUAUGCAAAUAACAUAUUUAUCAUCACGUGAUUUAAUAUAUUGUAUGACGUUAUAUUAUUAUAUAAUAAUCUCACGAUGCAAGCUUUGGGUCACGCCUCCGGCCCAGUAGGAGUGACGCCAAACGAUCAAAACUGUAUACCGAGGAGAUUUUUAGCUCUGAUCUCUUGCAGUGUCAGAAUUUUGACACAAAACACACUAGCUAGUCAGCGCUUUCUCCCAGACACGUGAAGCCACGGCAUCUUUUCGAAACCCGUGCCGUUCACGCCACGUGAAAGGAGAAAAGCGCGAUCAACCGAUCCGCCCUGUUCCGCAUACACAAGCUCGCAAGGCGCCCGGGAAUCGCCGCGAUCGAUAGGACACGCGUGUGCGCACGCCCGAUUUGACUCUCUCGCGAUCUUCCGGCGAUCUUCCAGCUUUCAGAUUCCUACAGCUCCGCAACACACAUCGUGCAAAUGAGCGCGUAUGACACAAUGCUCACGAGUAAACCUUGCUUAGAUAGUUUUUUGCUAAUCACGGAAACCUACCUGUAAAAUACCGAAAUGAGAUCAAAUAAAAAACAGACUAUGGUAUAGCUGGAAUAUUAUAUUUAACACGUAGCUAUGACUAGCGAAGACGUGCAUCAGUCCUACGUUUUCACAGGAGCGUAUUAUAUUACAGACCGUACACUACACGGAUCAUGUGCCAAUAUAUUUCUAUCACUUUUAUUUUUAUGGAAUCGCUUGUUUACUUUUAUGUUAUUUUGCUCGAACCUGUGUCAGACAUGUAUUUGAAAUCUGGCCUUUUUUUAGUUUAUUUUUUAAAAUCCAAAACAGUGGAAUAAACAUAUCGUGUUUGUUUAAAAAAACAACAACAACAACAGUAUUUGCAUACACAUUUACACGAACUUGCUUCACAUGGAUUCUGCAUCUGUGUUAUAUUUUUACUUUUUUAUUUUAUUUUUUAUUUGUCUUUUCGCUCUACCCAUGUAUCAGUGAGCGAUUUGCUCAUUCAUGCUGUGUGUUUGUGUAUGUGUGUAUAUAUAUAUAUAUAUAUAUAUAUAUAUAUACACACUCACAAAAAGAAACAUUGUAUGUAUAGUCACGUAUGUUACAAGCAAGCAUGUGUAUAUACUGUAUGUAUUUCAGGGAAUGUACUUACUGUAAACUACAUUAUCUAUCAUAGAAUGUAUUUAUUUAUUUAUUUAUUAAUUAGACGUGUUAAGAUGACAAUGUAGCCCAGCUGUUCGUUACUGAGCGUCUUUAUCUCUUCAGCGCUUUUCAGAACGUUCAAAAAAAAAAAACAACCACCACCACCAUUAUCGAAUGGCAGAUUAGCACUGUGGACAGAGUUUGUCAUUUGAACAAAUCGCUGUAGUUCUCUGACAAUAUCAUGAGCAAAUCGCAAAUCAGCACGAUGUCAAUUUAAUCAUUCCGGGGGGGGGAGUAAUAUCUGUACAUUAUUAAUGCUUCAACGAUGUGUCUUGCAUUAUUAUUAUUAUUAUUAUUAUUUUAUUUUUUUUGUACUGGAUGAGUCUGGAAGGUAAACGGGCGCUGCAGAGAUGCAUGUCAGGUGGCUGUAAUUAAUUAAGGACAUCAAAUCAGGAUUAUAAAAAAAAAAACUCAACCGAACUUGUUAACGUUAGCGUCGCGUGUUCAUCCCGCUGUAGCCGUGUGUACGACGGAGUUAGGCUAGUGCUUUUGUUCUUCACCUCUGAAAGAAAGUAUCUAUUUACUUGACAUAACAUCAGUAGAGCCCCUGAUAUAGUAUAACACGGCCUAUUACUUAAGCAAUGUACAGAAUUUGAAGUGUAUAUAGAUAUAAAUACGUUCAAAGGGGGAAAGAAAGCUUCAUGCUUCAUGUAACGUAUUUUGCUAACAAACAUCAUUCAGUUACGAAGAAAAGUCACUACAUUGGAAUGUACAUGUAUUCAUAUAAACAUAAUAAAUACUGACGUGCAAAAGA
Ictalurus furcatus (blue catfish) is the source of this 6483-nucleotide messenger RNA. It is a transcript of the gene ttbk2b, whose product is annotated as tau tubulin kinase 2b. Gene Ontology annotation, cellular component: ciliary transition zone; nucleus; cytoplasm. The transcript has 15 exons. Gene Ontology annotation, molecular function: ATP binding; protein serine/threonine kinase activity. The coding region runs from base 182 to 3010 and encodes 942 amino acids. The record is from RefSeq and is a predicted model, not a curated record. NCBI's taxonomy places the organism in Eukaryota, Metazoa, Chordata, Actinopteri, Siluriformes, Ictaluridae. Gene Ontology annotation, biological process: cilium assembly; peptidyl-serine phosphorylation; signal transduction.